Molecule: messenger RNA, 4051 nt
Organism: Plectropomus leopardus (leopard coralgrouper)
Lineage: Eukaryota; Metazoa; Chordata; Actinopteri; Perciformes; Serranidae
Product: cell adhesion molecule CEACAM20
Source: RefSeq, a predicted model, not a curated record
GCUAAAAAGCAGCAGGUACUGCCGCAUUUUCGUCUCUGUCUCUGCUGGAAAGACUUGAACAAUCCGGGAUGGAUCUUAAGACGCUUCUGUUUCUGCUCAGUUUUAUCGGAUGCUGUGCAGGGGAAGACGUCCUACCGCCGGGUCCAGUGGACGCAAUUUUGGGGAAAAACGUGACUUUAAAGACUCUGGUUGACAAACCAGAUUACACCGUUAUCAUCUGGAAUUUCAACGACGGGACAGUGUCGGGUAAUGUUGUCACUGCUGCGAAAGGGGCAGGGGUGACAGUGAGCGAAGAAUACACCGGAAGAGCGUCGAUGAACGAGACCAAUGGCUACUUGACGCUGGGACCCCUGAAAGCGGAGGACAGUGGGGAGUACACCAUCAGCAUCGUAAUAGCCGGCAGCCCCACGAAAACCGGGGAGACUGAGCUCCGAGUUCUAGUGCCGGUGUCGGAUGUGGCCAUCACGUCCAACAUGCCCGAUGCGAUCGAGUUUAACAGCACCGUGGUUCUGACCUGCUCCGCCAAAGGCUCCUUCCUCAAGUUCACCUGGCUGAAGGGCACCACACCCAUCAAGGCUGACGGCAACCAUUUCACAGUGAAAGACGAUGAACUGUCCAGUACCCUGACCAUCAAAGACGUUCUCAGGAAAGACCUGGAUGCUCCCAUCAUCUGCACAGCUGCCAACAGCCUGGAGACGGAGAGGAGCGCCCCCUACAACGUCACGGUCUACUACGGACCAGAUGAAGUCACCAUCUCUCCUCUGAAUCCUCCCGCUGUCCUCAGAGCCAAAUCCAACUUCAGCCUGACGUGUACAGCCCGCUCCAACCCGCCUGCCAGUUUCGCCUGGUACCACGACGGGCAGAAGUUGGAGAUGUCGGGUCCUGUUCUGACGCUGGAAGUGAUCGAAAAACAUGGAUUAGGGAAAAAGGCGGAAGCAUACAAAUGCAGCGCCACAAAUGCCAAAACCCAGCGUGUGGUGUCCUCUCCUGCUGUUUCCUUCUCCGUGAUGGAGGCCAUCUCAGGUAUUAAAAUCACUGGUCCGACUGCUACCCUCAUCGCCGGCAACAGCACAGCUAACCUCAGCUGCCAGGAGACGGCCGGCACCGUGAAGUCCACCACAUGGUCGAAAGACGGCAAACCUCUGUCUGCCGGCGGCCGCCUGGUCUUCUCCUCCGACAUGAGCUCCAUGAUGAUCAACCCGCUGCAGAAAGAGGACAACGGACAGUACAUGUGCCAGCUCACCAACCCCAUCAGCACGGAAAAAAGCACCUACAAGAUGGUGGUCAACUACGGUCCAGAGUCAGUGAAGGUAACCGGUCCAGAGGCUGUAGAGAUGAAUGACAACGUGGAGUUCUUCUGCACUGCUGCCUCCAUGCCUCCCGCCAACUUCACCUGGAAGUUUAACGGCACAGUGAUGCCCGUCAAAGCGGCCCAGUAUAAGAUCGAGAUGGCUCGUUACAAAAACAGCGGAACGUACACGUGCGAGGCGCACAACCCCGUCACUGGCAAAACCAUCAUGCACACCCACACCCUGUCCGUCAAAGAGGAAGGAGAGUUGGAUGGUCUCUCAGACGGAGCCAUCGCUGGAAUCGUCAUCGCCAUCCUAGUCGCUCUUGGUGCCGCCAUCGCCUUAAUCAUGUACUGCAGACAGAAAGUACCGGUCGAGUCGCCGUACUAAAGAAGUUCCUGCACGCUGCUGCAUCCGACUGUUUUGUUUGGAGGAUCGCCCAGUUGGAUCCAACUGGUUUCCAGUGAAGCCCUUGCCAAACCAGAUUUCCCAUCAUCCCUCUCUCUCUCUAUCACUCUCUCUCUGGCUGAGGACAAUGGAAACUUGAUUUGGCCUGAACGAUGGAAUAUUGGAAUAUUAUCUGGACUCUUCACUCUUUGUUCUGAUCUCAGUUUUUAAUUUUUAAAAAAAAAAUUUUCACCUUCACGACGUCGUCCAGCUUCACUGGAUCACGUCCUCCUUCUGUCCUUCUUUUGUCCACCUGGUGUUCACAAGCGUCAUCCUUCACCUUUUGUCUCACUCGUGGCUUCCUGCAGGAAACUAAAAACACAGAGUUCCUCUGUGUGACAGAGACGUUUCCUGGACUGAAGCUGACAGUUUUGAUGAGUGACACUCUUUAUCCUGCGGGAAACCUGAGGAGGAAACACACACACGCACACACACACACAGAGGCCACACAUGUAGACAGUUAGGAUUUUAGGUUCAAAUAAUAUCUGAAUUUUUUUUUGUGGUUUGAUUGAUCUCACUCUCUGUGCCAGGUGGGUGGAGUUUAGCAGAUGGGGGCCGCUUCGAGUGCAGCGAAGGAUUUCAAAGUAAGAUGCUUGGAUGCUUCUUUGCACUCGACAGCGUUACCGAAGCACGGUGUGAUCCCAAAUACCUCAGUUUCUCUGGUGCUCACCACUCUGAGAAAUCUCUCUAACACCUGUUAAGCCCACUUUGGUGCAAACAUUUUGCCCGCUGAGUUUUUUUUUUUUAACUGAGGUUGAUACAAAAUAUAUUAUAAUUUUUUUUCUUUAAUGUUGUUGUUCAAACAACAGCUGGAGCCAAGAAGAUAGAGCUCAGUGUAGCUGUUGGUUAUAUUAUAUUUUAGGGUUACCCAUAUUUGCUUUUACAGACUCUGCCAGCCAAACAAAAUACACUUAAACACGUUUAAAUUUUUUAAAACUAGGUCUGGAUGUUCCUGAAGGAGAUUUAAAAUGUGUUUCACAACUUGCAAACACUAACAGCACAAAAAAGACCUUAGAUCCAUUUAUUGAGGCCACUUUCCUUAAAAAUAUGUUAAUGCCAUGUGUUUCUAUGAAAAAUAUUAACUUUUUUAACCUUCAAAUUUCAAUUUCAGCUUAAAAAAACAUUAAUCUAUUAAAACUAUUAAUCAGGCUAUUACUUUUGCUGUGAUUCCAUCCUCCCCUCUGCAUGAUUCAGCAUCCCCGUUAGUGUUCGUUCGAAUCAACGUACGCCAUCUUCUGUGCAAAAAACAGAGUAGAGAGAGGAGGAGGUAAAUGUUUAAGGCGCGUGGACAUGAUUGAACACGCAGGGACGAGUCAGGGUGGUAGAGGUGCAGAAGAAGGAAAACAAAGAGGAAAAAAAUGGCGGGAUGGUGUUUGUAGGCGGCGAUAUACUUUGGAGGGAAAGCUUGGUGAGCUUUAGGGCGGUGCUACUGAAUUGUCUUUACCACAGUUAGAUCAAAGUUGUUCUAAUCGAAAUUAUAGUUUUUCGCAGCUUAAUAAUACACCUUUUAUCUAAAAAUGUAAAAGAAAACAAACCGUUUUUUGUGUUAUCUGAAGUUCAGCUUUUUGCCGGAUCAAACUUCCUUUCUUGAGUAUUUUGUCACCAAACCUCGGAUGAUUUCUCCUGCGCUUUGAGCUGGCGGAUGAUUAUUUUUGUCGUGUUUUUGUGGUCAGUGGUUUUGUGUGAUCUCAGACUUCAACAUGCACUGAUCUCCAGUGAGAUAAGUAUUUAUUUUGUUUAGAAAAAAAAACCUAAUAACUGGAGCUGAAGAUCAUAGCUCGUCUGCAGAUCACACAUCCAAAAUCUUUUUCGCUUUUUAGUAUCGUUUUUUGUUUUUGUUUUUGUUUUUUUCCGGUUUGAGCGCUUUCGCCCUGAACUCUGCAGUCGAAAACUCUCAAACUGAAUUUUAAAAAGUCAAAAACAAGGUGUCGAUUUCACCAUAUUUAUGUGUUUAUUUUGGGAUAACACACAAGAGAGAAUGUAUUCAUAACAACACAUGUAGAUACUUUUUGUUGUCCUAAACAAACCACAUUUAUAUGUUUAAAAAUGACACAAAGAGAAACUGCCCUCACUGUAAAUAAUAGAGAUAGAAACACUGUAACGAUUUGUGACAUUUUUGGAAAUAUACGUGGGGUUUUUAUUUCUUAUCAUGAUUAAUUUGUUGAGAAAAGCUUUGUUUUUGUUCUGUUGUUUUGUUAAUGUUUACAGAAACUGUCUCGCGUCUUUGAAAUUCCUGUAAAAAUCUUAAAAGAUAAAUAAAUGUCCCCAAGGUGAAAUUCAUGUUUAACAUAAAAGUUGUGGAAAUAUUUUCCUAA